Tarenaya hassleriana is the source of this 2146-nucleotide messenger RNA. Its product is annotated as pyrophosphate--fructose 6-phosphate 1-phosphotransferase subunit alpha-like. Bases 118 to 1962 code for a protein of 614 amino acids. Gene Ontology annotation, molecular function: 6-phosphofructokinase activity; diphosphate-fructose-6-phosphate 1-phosphotransferase activity; ATP binding. Gene Ontology annotation, cellular component: cytosol. Gene Ontology annotation, biological process: response to glucose; fructose 6-phosphate metabolic process; glycolytic process. Lineage: Eukaryota; Viridiplantae; Streptophyta; Magnoliopsida; Brassicales; Cleomaceae. The transcript is spliced from 19 exons. The record is from RefSeq and is a predicted model, not a curated record.
UAUGUAUAUAAACCUACAGUCAGAUAUUGUUAUCGUUCGUCUUCACUUCACAGCCGAAAAUUUUUACUCACCGAGUCACAACCAACAUCAAGAGAAGAAAAACUCAGAAGAUUUUCCAUGGAUUCCGAUUACGGGAUUCCUCGAGAACUCUCCGAUAUUCAGGAACUCAGGUCGCAUUACGAGCCAGAACUCCCUCCUUGCCUUCAGGGAACCACCGUCCGUGUGGAGUUUGGUGAUGCGACGACGGUUGCAGAAGUCGACAGUGCUCAUAUCAUUGCUCGAGCCUUCCCAAACACUUACGGACAGCGUCUGGUCCACUUUCUUAGAGCAACUGCUAAAGUUCCUGGUGCACAGAUCAUAACUGAGCAUCAGGCUAUUCGAGUUGGAUUCUUAUUCUGUGGAAGACAAUCUCCUGGUGGACAUAAUGUGAUCUGGGGCCUGUAUGAUGCUCUUAAGAUUCACAACCCACAAAGCACCUUGCUAGGAUUUUUGGGUGGAUCAGAAGGUUUGUUUGCACAGAAAACCCUUGAAAUCACUGAUGACAUACUCAGAACCUACAAAAACCAAGGGGGCUAUGAUUUGCUUGGACGGACAAAAGAUCAAAUCCGAACCACUGAGCAAGUUGAUGCUGCGCUUGAAGCAUGCAGGGAGUUAAAACUGGAUGGCCUUGUUAUUGUUGGAGGUGUAACAUCAAACACGGACGCUGCUCAGCUGGCCGAGACAUUUGCUAGAGCAAAAUGCCCAACAAAGGUGGUUGGUGUACCCGUCACGUUGAACGGAGACCUCAAGAAUCAAUUCGUAGAGACCAAUGUUGGCUUUGAUACAAUAUGCAAGGUCAAUUCCCAGCUCAUCAGCAAUGUCUGCACUGAUGCUCUCUCUGCUGAGAAGUAUUAUUACUUCAUUCGUCUUAUGGGUAGGAAAGCUUCACAUGUUGCCCUUGAGUGCACACUUCAAUCUCAUCCCAACAUGGUAAUAUUGGGCGAGGAGGUUGUAGCAUCAAAGCUUACUCUUUUUGACAUCACAAAACAAAUCUGUGAUGCUGUUCAAGCAAGAGCAGAACAAGGUAAGAAUCAUGGCGUCGUUCUAAUUCCAGAAGGGCUCAUAGAAAGCAUUCCAGAAGUAUACGCGUUGUUAAAGGAAAUUCAUGGACUGUUCAGGGAAGGUAUCUCUGCCGAUAAGAUUUCUUCCCAGCUUUCUCCUUGGGCGUCUGCGUUAUUCGAAUUUUUGCCGUCAUUCAUUAAGAAACAGCUUCUCCUAUAUCCCGAGUCUGAUGAUUCUGCACAGCUAUCCCAGAUCGAGACAGAGAAGCUUCUAGCCAAUCUUGUGGAAACGGAAGUAACUAGACGUCUGAGGGAAGGCACAUACAUGGGCAAGAAGUUCAAUGCGAUUUGCCAUUUCUUCGGCUACCAGGCUCGUGGAUCUCUAGCAUCAAAGUUUGACUGUGAUUAUGCAUAUGUUCUCGGUCAUAUAUGUCGUCAUAUAUUGGCGGCUGGUCUCAGUGGCUACAUGGCAACCAUAACUAACUUGAAGAACCCUAUCAACAAAUGGCGAUGCGGUGCUACACCAAUCACAGCAAUGAUGAGCGUGAAGCGUUGGUCGCCGAACCCAGGCGCCAUUUCUAUGGGUAAACCCACGAUUCAUCCAGCAACAGUUGAUCUGAAAGGCAAAGCAUACGAGCUAUUGAGACAAAACGCUCAGAAGUGUCUAAUGGAGGAUGUGUACAGAAACCCUGGACCCCUUCAGUUCGAUGGUCCAGGCGCUGAUGCCAAAUCCAUAACCUUGUGCGUCGAGGACCAAGACUACAUGGGUCGUAUCAAGAAACUCCAAGAAUAUCUUGAUCGGGUUCGGACAAUAGUGAAACCGGGAUGCUCACAGGACGUCGUGAAAGCGGCGCUGAGCAUUAUGGCCUCGGUGACUGACGUUCUCUCGGUUAUGUCUUCGACUUCGAACUCCAAUCCAUAGUCUCUUUAAGCUUGGUUGGUGCAUUUGAACUUGGGAUCUUGUGGAUAUAGUAGUCUUUGUAAGAAGCAAGUUGAGUUGCCCGCUUUGGGUUGUGUAUAAAAUUAUAUGCGGUAGUCUUUGUAAGAAGCAAGUUGAGUUGCCCGCUUUGGGUUGUGUAUAAAAUUAUAUGCGUUUUACUGUUUUU